GCUGAGUGGCUCUGCGAGAGUUAUUGUGUUACGAGCUUAACAGCCUUUCUCACCAUGUCUGGUCGCGGUAAGGGCGGAAAGGGCCUAGGCAAGGGUGGCGCCAAGCGUCAUCGUAAAGUAUUGCGUGACAACAUCCAGGGAAUCACCAAGCCCGCCAUCCGGCGCUUGGCUCGCCGCGGCGGUGUCAAGCGUAUUUCUGGUCUUAUCUAUGAGGAGACUCGCGGAGUGCUGAAGGUUUUCCUGGAAAAUGUCAUCCGCGAUGCUGUCACCUACACGGAACACGCCAAACGCAAGACGGUCACAGCCAUGGACGUGGUCUACGCGCUCAAGCGCCAGGGACGCACUCUGUAUGGCUUCGGCGGCUGAGUUUAGCGCGACAGUUUUCUACCGCAAAACCAACGGCCCUUUUCAGGGCCACCUACCCAGCCAGGAGAAAGAGUAGUAGUCACUGCUUUAAAAAUACAUUUUCACCCUUAGUACCUUCGUAUUUCAAGAAGUUCAAUUGUUUUAAUUCCU
This is a messenger RNA of Callithrix jacchus (white-tufted-ear marmoset), 516 nucleotides long. The record is from RefSeq and is a predicted model, not a curated record. NCBI's taxonomy places the organism in Eukaryota, Metazoa, Chordata, Mammalia, Primates, Cebidae.